Macroventuria anomochaeta is the source of this 4316-nucleotide messenger RNA. RefSeq lists its product as uncharacterized. The transcript is spliced from 8 exons. Gene Ontology annotation, cellular component: membrane. Lineage: Eukaryota; Fungi; Ascomycota; Dothideomycetes; Pleosporales; Didymellaceae. The record is from RefSeq and is a predicted model, not a curated record. Gene Ontology annotation, biological process: arachidonate metabolic process. Bases 265 to 4251 code for a protein of 1328 amino acids.
CUUCAGAUGGCUUGCGGAUUAUGACCAGAUUUCGCGCUACAGUGGCUGCUAUUCGUCGAAGUUGCGGCCCCGGCCCGCUUAGGUUCAGCCAUCCAAUAUCCUGAUGCAAGUUCACGCACUCUGCAGACAAGGCUGAAACUCAGCCUUGAGCGCAGCAGCUAUUAGGGGACAGGAUCCCGCAUCUUCUUCCUGCUGAAGAACGUCUUGUACCCUCUUUCAUUUUUCUCCAUCGAAUCGCGACAUUUUCAGGACCCUCUGGACGAGAUGUCAAAUCCAUACAGAAGAACGCCCGACCCGACAACACGACCUCCUUCCUACACACCAGAAAUCCCUGUCGUUAGAGCCUCGAAAUCAGAAUCCUUCAAAGGUCUCGGUCGACCUCGAGGAUCAUUAUCUGCUGGUGCAUUUAGGGAUGUGCCAAAGACUACUUCCCUUGAACCAUCACAUGCGCUCUCCCGCGAUCGACAAGAAGCGAACAUCGAGCACACGCAGCUAAGAUUGUGUGAGAGCUGUGAAGUCGAAAAGUCGCCAGUAUGGAAUUGCUCAUACUGCGACAUGGACUUCUGCGAUCAGUGUUGGGGCAAACAGGGCCCACACAAGGCAGGUCGAACUGGCCCUGAUGGUCUCCCGCAUGAGAAAGCCAACCCCGCAAUUGUCAAAAGGUUGCAAGACAUUUUGACUCCCCCUCAAGAGCAUAGCGAACAGCAAAUGUUGCACGUUGAGGAUGAAGAUACGACGUGGUUCGGCAUGGUACACAACAGCCAAAACUCACCUGCUUUCCAGGAUUAUGGCCGUUACUCAGCCAUCAUGGCGGACAGCAACUCUGGCGAGUUCAAGUUUCGGUAUCCGCAGUUAGUGUCCUUCAUCGGUCAAACGGGAGCAGGGAAGAGUACGCUUAUCAAGAUGCUGAUCGAUCAACAAGAACGUGCACACUUGCCUCGGGAUUGGUCUUUGCCUUCGCCCGUUGCGGGAACGUCGGCCAAUGGUAACGUACCCACUUCCGGAGACGUUCACUUGUACAGUGAUCCGAGCACAUAUACCACUGAGUACCCCAUGCUCUACGCCGAUUGUGAAGGCCUAGAGGGUGGCGAGAACAUACCAAUGGCCGCGCAAUAUCGAAACAGUGCAACGGCACCACCAAAAGAAAAGCAAAAAGAGGAUCAUGCGCCAAGAGAGCAUCGUAGACGCCGCAAGGUGUCCAAAAGCUUUCAUAGCACGCAGAGAGACAUCAAGUGGGCAAACUCUCCAGACAAAUCGAAGCGGCAGUAUGCUGUUACAGAGCUCUACCCUCGUCUGCUGUACACGUUUUCUGAUGUGAUCGUGUUUGUUCUGCGCAACGCAAAAACGUUCGAAUCCACAGUUUUGGGGUUGCUCAUCAAGUGGGCAUCCUCAUCGUUUGAGAAGUCUGUCAAUCAACCCACACUUCCUCAUGCUGUGAUUGCGCUCAACGCGACAGACACCAAAGUCGGCCAGCAAGAAUGGGACCCCGAAUACGCGACAGAAUUGCUCAUGUCCAACGUCGCAGGAGCCAUCGGUCGAGAUCCAACAUAUAGAGACCUACGAGACUAUUGGGUCGGAAGAGGCCGACGCAUUCAGACCAUGAAGGACCUGCUUGAAUGUUACUACUCUUCCAUUACGGUGGUGCGAAUCCCGGGAGAAGGCCGUUAUAUGAUGAUCGAUGAUCAAGUCAAGAAACUCCGCGAAGUGAUCAGUCGCCGGUGCGUCGAGUCAUUCAACGCCAAACGGAGGUCCCGCAUGCUUUCCAACUCGGAAAACCUCAACGUCUAUUUACAAUGCGCAUUCGACCACUUCUCGCAGGAUCUUCAUACGCCCUUCAACUUCAUGGACAUCUCGUUCAAGAUCAACCCUAUACCGCUAGAUUUCGGGGGUAACAUCCUGAAGUUGGCUGUCGCAAUGAAGGCUCAAUUCGACGAUCCGAGGAAGAUUUUCAAGGAAUUGAGCCAUAUGGUGGCUUCUUGCAUACUAUUGGAUUGCGUCCGCCAGGAUCUAAAAGGAUCAGCGGAGCAGAUUCUGGAGAAGCAAUACAUCGAUCAUUGCGAUAGCGCCCUUGACGACUUUUGUGCCAUCUUCUGGCCAUGUUCAUUCGCUAACAAGCGUGGUGAACGAUGUGUGAAUGUAAAAGAACGCCAUGCCAAAGGACACCAAAAUCAACGUGGCAACGUCAUCGGAUCAGGUCCUUACGAGUCAAGUUUUACCUUUGACAACUUCUGCGAGGACUGGUUCAUCCACCUUAAGCAUUACCUCACCACCUUUCAGAACGAACUUGAGUCGCAGAUGACCAUGUCCCCAACCGCGGACGAGGUCGUGGUGACCACCAAGCUUCAUCACGCCAACGUCACCAGCUUCUACUACCACAUGGGUGGCGCUCGGAAUUUUGUCAGUCAUGCUACCUGCUUCUGUUGUCUGAGGGAGUUGGCUGAGCAUCCCCUGCCUUGUGGACAUGUGCUCUGCACGCCUUGCGUCAAAGGCUACGGUAAGCCACACGAGGAGCUCUCUGGUUCCUUUACGAUCGCAACAUGUCCUCUACAUGACUAUGACGCCGUCUUCUCUACACCAGUGGAGGUUUACUUCAAACCGCCGCUGGCAGGUUUGCGUAUCCUAUCUCUUGAUGGGGGUGGCGUGAGGGGAAUAGUCAUUUUGGAAGUACUUCGCCAGAUUCAAAUGGAAUUAGGCAGUCGCAUCAAAGUUCAAGAAUUUUUCGAUCUGAUUGUUGGCACCAGUACUGGGGGCAUCUUAGCGCUUGGUCUUGGUAUCAAGAACUGGUCUAUAGACCGCUGUAUGGAGCUCUUCUUGAGGAUGGUUGAGAAGGCUUUUACCCCCAAAUUCUUCGGGGGGGUGAGCUUAGGAACCACAAAAUACCGCACUCACCCCCUCGAAGAGGCAUUCAGUGAGUGCUUCAAGGAUGAGUCCAUGUUCGGUGGAGUGCGUGAGACUCCGCUUGCUUGCACGCGCAAAGUUGCUGUUACUUCCGCAACGGAAACCGCUGAGCAAGCCGUAAUCUUCACAAACUACAACCGCGCAGACGACGAACAGAUUGGCUACCAACUGAUCCGACCUGAUAAUCCAAAGAACGAUGUUAUGAUUCGAGAAGCAGCCCGAGCAACCUCGGCCGCCCCAACAUACUUCAAACCGUUCAGAAACUCACGGACAAUGGAAGGAUAUGUGGACGGUGCCGUGUUCCACAACAACCCAGUGCGAAUCGCCAACUACGAAAGCAAACUUCUCUGGCCCGAUGCCGAUCAACGACCUCCGGACAUCCUGCUCUCGAUAGGAACCGGCCAACAUGGAGCGGACACUGAUGACUUUCUUAGUGCCUCGCGCUUCGACAGCAGACGCUUACAAAUCCGAAAGAUGCUGAACCAGGUCAAGCCUGCACCGCGUCAAACACGCUCUAUGCCUGGACUGAAAGCGUUCUCUGAAAUUGAAUCAUGGCUGACAAUUUUCAAAAAACGGGUCGAGAGUGCUCUGGAUGCCGAACUGACCUGGAAAGAGUUCCGUAAAGACGUAGUCGGAACAAUCCCCCAUGCUGCAGCCGAGAGAUACAUUCGCGUCAAUCCAAGGACGAAGAAUCGCAUCCCAAAAAUGGACGACAAGUCACAGCUUGACACUCUGCAUGACGAGAUCAAAAGUAGUCUUCGUACACACGGCUCGCAGACAAAGAUCAAGAACAUUGCGCAAAGACUUGUCGCAAGUUCAUUUUACUUCGAAAAGUGCGGCCCACCAAGACCUACCGAGGAUCACAUCAUAGUGCAAGGCAAUAUUCAGUGCAGGUUUGCUGCAGGAUCCCACAAUCUACGCGAUCUAGGGGACUAUAUACGCAGGCAUCAGCAACCUCACUUUCAGCCGUACUUCCGUAUACAGGAGAGCAUGUGCGAUGAAGGAGCUCAAUGCAUACAUGUCACAACCCAGAACAUUCGCGAAAUGACAGACAGAGGGCUGUUUUAUCUAGAUUCGGUUGUCAUACAAGUGACUUCGGAAGAUGCAGUAGUGUCGAUUGAUUUACAUCUGGCUGAUGAUCGAACUCUGCGACGUGGGCAGUCUGGAUUUCCCAUCAGCGGUUUUCCACGGGUCCUCGCUGAUGGCGAACCUCUCAAGAGGACUAGUGAGUGCUUGCUCAGUUCCAUUGCUUCUACAUCGUUGUGCCAAAUAACUGAUGGCUGUAGCUUCUCAUCCGACUUCGCCGAAGCCCGAACGCCCAAAGAUAUUCAACAAACGACAGUCUCUUCGUGAGAAACGGCACGCCUAUACCUCUCUAGAACGCCCGGCAAGCGACAGCAACAUAUCUUACGCGAGCC